ACCAGACAACGCUCUUUGACUGAAUUUCACCACCGACAAACGGCUUUAAAUGGUAUCCGGGGCAAUUUAUCCUUGACAGAGUAGCAGUCUUCGCAGUCGGGUUUAACGAGUACUCUUCCGGUUGUCUCGUUCCCGACCUCGCCAAGUAUCCAACGCAGACUGGAUGUAUCAGCCACAGUGCCAUGGACCGUAUAGGCCUGCAACUGUGGUGCGAGAUAACUCUGUCAUGCGUUCACCGUAUACCUUGGACUCCAACUUUUCCUCGAAUUCCUCAUCGUAUAUGUCUGGGGAAUCCGGCUCACCGCGACAGGGAGUCGUAACCCCGUUGAACAAGCAGAAUUCAUCUCAACUAAGCCCAAUAUCUCCUCAACAACAACGACAGAAUCCCCCCUUUCUUCCGGACUCGGGCUCCAGCCGACUUAAGCGGCGAGCCUCUCAAGGUUCACUCCUAACGAAGCCCUCUCCCGUCUCUCGCUUUUUAUCAAGAAGCAACGCAUCUCUACAUCUCCCGUCAUUUGAGCAUCUCGGCCUCCCUCCGAAGCCGAAGCCAUCCGGUCGAGUCGAAUCGCGCAUCCAUUCAGCUGAUUCUCGUCUUCGACUUCAUACCACUUCUGCGGCGUCGAGCUCGCUGGCGACUCGUGCACCCCAGUCCACAUCUACGGUGUGGAACUUGGAGGCCAAAGGCGACUACCCCACUGCUCCCCCAACACCCCCAGAAGACGACGAGUACGUAGCGUGGAACCCUCGAUCCAGAAUGUUACUUUUUGAAUCGCCUUUGAACCGGGAACCUGGGCCAAUGCCCAUGGAUGAAGGCCCUAAUGUAGAUGGCGCGGCCAGAGGUGCCGCCUCGGACGGUCUAAGCAGCCCAUCCGACCAACUCUCGAAUGUGUCUCCUUCUAGCUCUGGGAGUCCGGGCUCCUCUGGGGAUAUGGACUGUGAUCUAAAUUCUUGGCUAGGGAGUGGCAUCGAAGCGGCUGUGUCAUCUUUACCUUUUUCAUACAAUCGCGGUGAAGCUGUCAAGAUUGUUUCUCAAAUGCUUCCUUAUCCCUGCACAGCAAAUAAAAACGCAGCAGUCCCAACGAACGAUGAUGUAUUCUCUUCGCUUAUCCAGGCCGUCCAACGCCGCGUUCACAACGGACAAUCGCCAUAUAUCAACAUUACACAUGCAGUUCCCGAACAAUUCAGUCUCUCAAAUCUUCCCUACUCACCUCCUAACACCCCGCGGUCUUUAUUCUCUGCGGAUGAUUAUUUCAAUUCGACUGUGUUCUCGAGUGCAGCCGUGGUGUCCGCUUACCAUGACUUCCGGGGUGUGAUCCAGGGGAAAACCUUACGCUUUCCCAUGCCGGUUGUUCCUCCGUUUAGUGUACACCUCUCGGUCUUGGAACGGUAUCUUCCACCAUCGUCGGCCCAAGAAUAUAAAGAUCUCUUCGCUCCCGGCCGCCCGUCAUUUUUGGUCGAUCGGAUGAGUGAACUCUCGCCUGAAGGUGGGUCCUUGCUGUUUAUUUACCCGACAAGAAGAGGUGGUUCAACGUUUAAAUCUCAGUAUCUGGGACCUAUUCUUGAUCCCUUGCUUCGGCAGCUAGUGGUGGUGAACGAACUAUCCGCGGACAUAGGCCGCUAUCUGGGAAAGCUUUCCUCUGUCAGCCACAUGGAAGACUUCGAUACGAUGCGUAACAAACUCACGCAACUGUGUUCUGAUCUCAGCUCGUCGACAUCGCAGUUCACCAUUUCCGAUGCACGCAAGGGCAGUGCCCACCUUGAUCGCCGUACAUGGACCGAGUGGUUCAUUCACCAGGAGAGGACUCGGAUGAAGGAAGUCCUCAGCCUUUACUGGCAGAAUGGCCGCCGUCUGCCAGCAGCGAAGGCUGCCUCAAAUAUGUCCACAAAUUAUCUUCUAGAGGACAAAGAGGUGACAUCCGCCAUGUUACUAGGAGAGAUCCUCGAUGGCAUUAGAAAGCGACCUUAUGGCGAGGAAACUGAGCCUCGCGAUGGGAUCGAACUCGGGGUUUUCGUGAUUCGUCGGUCCCACUAAAGUUUGCAAAGGCGACCGCAGCCGCCUAUCUUACCUUUUUUUUUCUCUUAUUUUUCGCUGUCGCCUUUUAAUCCCCCGUUCAUUACUUUCUCAUCACGUCAGUUUUCCUUGGAUGCAUCAUGGCGAAUAAAAUGGGAGGAACUGGUGAACAUGGUGGCGUCUACGGUUGUCGGGUCUGGACAUGACUUGUCUUUCUACGUGGAAAGUCCAGGGACAUUAAACUGCAUUAUCUUAUUGGAUACGGAGUACAAAUACCCAGCAUGUUUGUUUUAUGGUGUUUGCUUUAUGUUUAGUGAAGCGGGAUGAUCGGCAUCAUUGCCUUAGAUUAUGGAUAUAAAUGAUCAAGUUCAAGUGAAGAUACAUAAGUAUGGACGAUACAUACUCCAUUGUCAAGGGCAAUCCGUAGCAUUUGAUUCGUUUAUGGUUGGUGAAAGGUAUCAUACUACCCGUGACCAAUAGCAGAUAAUAAAGUAGUGAUCUAAAGGACCAUCAAACGCG
Aspergillus alliaceus is the source of this 2530-nucleotide messenger RNA. RefSeq lists its product as uncharacterized. The transcript has 2 exons. The record is from RefSeq and is a predicted model, not a curated record. Bases 164 to 2032 code for a protein of 622 amino acids. Lineage: Eukaryota; Fungi; Ascomycota; Eurotiomycetes; Eurotiales; Aspergillaceae.